Messenger RNA from Quercus lobata, 2161 nucleotides. RefSeq lists its product as uncharacterized. The transcript is spliced from 5 exons. The coding region runs from base 1 to 1992 and encodes 663 amino acids. NCBI's taxonomy places the organism in Eukaryota, Viridiplantae, Streptophyta, Magnoliopsida, Fagales, Fagaceae. The record is from RefSeq and is a predicted model, not a curated record.
AUGACUAAGGCAACUAAAUUGAGGUUGAGGAAGUUGGUCGACACUGAUGAGGCGAUGAAUAAGUUCAUCGUUGAUUAUAAUAUUCCCCCCAAUGCCCAACCAAGGAAGGAUACCCAGGAGGCACCACAACCCGAUGCUCCUCCUCCACCGCCUCGACCCCUUACAAUCCAAACCCGGUCAUCCUCCACCAAGUCCCAGCCACAAUCCAACCGCCCCGAACCUCCCACCCCCUCCCAACCAGCUCGGUCCCCCAGACCUGAAGGUGCUGAUUCUAAGAGAAAGAGGAGUCCCAAGGGCAAGGACACCGCGGAUGAGGGAAAAUCCCAACCUUCAAAGGAGAAGGAUGAGGCUCCGCGUACAAAACAACUGAAGCUCGGGCCCCAAAGCAAGGGCAAAGGACCCGCAGUUCAAACCCCUCAAGGCAAGGGGAAAGGAAUUGAUUCCCAAUCCCUACCGAGCGCCUGGCUCCCUGCCCCAAUGCUUCACGGGGGUCCAUUACUGGAAACGGCCUCCCUGAGGGACCUCGGAGACGGCGAGGGUGAAUACGUGGCGGACGCAUUAGGGAGAACCAUAUUACUCCCUAAUGAUAUGGACGAGCUGAAGAGAAUGAGGAUGCAGGAGGUUUUUCUCAGCACCAAGAGAUACUUGUGCAUGCGAGCUGGAGUGGACGCUUCAUCAGAUUUGUGGAAGGCAGAGAGCGUUUUCUACCCGGCGGCCAUCCGUGACACCACUUCCACUAGCUCUGUGACCACGGAUGCUCAACCCGAGGAAGAGGUCACCCCGUCGGGAAACUUACAAGCCAGUGGUUCUACUAGCAAGGCGCCCAAAGAGGGAAUACUUCAAGAUGUGGUGGUAAUAUCGCAGCAUGCGGAUCCUGAGAUACCUACAGAAAUUACUGAACCCAAGGUGGGCGUUCAGGUAUCGAGUACAGAAGAACUAGCCGCUCCUGCACAGUUGCCACAGGCCAUUCCCCUUGCUGUGGUCACUCUCAGGACAAAGUUGAAAUUCUUUGACCAAAGAAGAAAGAAGGGUAUUGGGUUUGCAUCUUGGAUCCUGUUCCUUCAUCUCUUAAUCGUUCUGUUUGUUCAUGGAAUUGGAGCAAGGGAGUUGACCAAAACUCACCAAGAAGAGCUUAUAGAUCAUAAUCAUAUGAAUGGUGACGUUCCUAGCAUGGACAGUGAUAGCAAGGAACAUGAUGAUGUCCAUAUAAUAUUAUAUGAUUCCCAAAAACAACAUGUCAUGAAUGAUCAAUCUAAGCAAGAACAUGUGCAUACUCAUCAUUCAUCCCACAUGGAUCAUAUGGACACUUCCUCAAUGAUCUUCUUCACUGUGAAGGAUCUAAAGGUAGGAAAAAAAUUGCCCAUCUAUUUCCCUAAGAGAGAUCCUUCAACUUCUCCACAUUUGUUGCCAAGAGAAGAAGCUGACCCAAUUCCCUUCUCAUCAAAACAACUCCCAUACCUUCUUGAAUUCUUCUCUUUCUCUUCUGACUCUCCCCAAGCCAAAGCCAUGAAAGAUACACUCAAAGAAUGUGAGACUAAGCCCCUCAAAGGAGAGACCAAGUUCUGUGCAACUUCCUUAGAAUCCAUGCUUGAUUUUACAAGUGGCAUAAUGGGGUUGGAGUACUCUCCUUUCCAAGUUCUAAGUACCUCCCACCUCACUAAGUCAACCACCCUUUAUCAAAACUACACUUUCCUAAAGAUGCCUGAGGAAAUUCCAGCUCCCAAGAUGGUAGCAUGUCAUACCAUGCCUUAUCCUUAUACCAUUUUCUAUUGCCAUAGCCAACACAGUGAGAACAAGGUGUUUAAGGUAACACUUGGUGGUGAGAAUGGUGAUUUGGUGGAGGCUAUAGCUGUUUGUCACAUGGAUACCUCUCAAUGGAGCCCUGAUCAUGUGUCAUUUCGUGUGCUUGGGGUUCAGCCAGGGACCUCCAGCGUGUGCCAUUUCUUCCCAGCAGAUAAUUUUGUAUGGGUCCCGAAACCUGUGUCAAUUUAGUAGUCUAAUAGCAAAGUGAUGAUGUUUUAUCUGGUCCUGAUGCUACUGUGGCGCAUGAAUACAUGAGCCUAGUAUAGUGUUAAAUAAAUGCAGACCAGCGUUGUUUCUUGUGAUUGGGGUUUUAUAGUUUGUAGUUUAUCAAUGAAGAAAGUAGUUUUUCUGUGUAACA